UUCCUCGCAGUUGGACACUUGUCUUUGCACUAUUUUUUAAAAUGUUUAAUCCAGAAGAUCACGGACUGGAGGCAGACUUUCGUCUAACUAAUUUCUCCACACUACGAGGGUGAGGCUGUAAAGUCCCCGAAGAGAAACUUAACCAAUAUCUCAGGGGAACAGAAAUUGUUGGCAGCAAUGCUAAAAAGCACGAUGACGACUAUAUUGGAUCUGGAAUGGAUUGUGCGGUUAUACCACUUGGGCGCCAUAAAAACUAUUCACUUGUACAGACAGUAGAUUUCUUUUAUCCACUUGUUGAUGAUCCGGUCAGCAUGGGCAGAAUAGCUUUUGCCAAUGUUGUGAGUGAUGUCUAUGCAGUGGGCGUGACUGAGAUUGAUAAGGUGGAACUACUUAUAAGUGCUCCUUCGAAUCUCACGGAGAAGCAAAGAGAUAUCAUAGUGCCGCUUAUUAUGAAAGGCUUCCAGCGUGCGUCUAAAAACAGCGGCUGUUUUGGAAAUGUUACCAUCAAAAAUGUCAUAGUUAAUCCUUGGUGCAUUAUAGGAGGCAUUGCUACUUCAGUUUGUCGCAAGCAGGACAUCAUAUUACCAUCUAAUGCCCAAGUUGGAGAUGUUUUGGUGUUGACAAAGCCAUUGGGCACACAUCUAGCAACGAAUGCUUAUAUUUGGCUAAAUGAGAAAAAUGAUAAAUAUGAAAUGUUAUCAAAGGAGUUCAGCGAUGUUGAUAUCAAGGAAACGUUUGAAAUUGCCAUAAAAUCUAUGGCUUAUCUUAACAGAAACGCUGCACUUUUAAUGCACAAAUAUGAAGCACACGCUGCCACAGAUGUUACAGGUUUUGGUCUUUUGGGCCAUGCCAAGAAUCUCGCCGAGUUUCAGAAGCUGCAACUGCUAUUCAAAAUUAACAAGUUGCCCAUUAUAAAAAAUGUUCUUAAAUUUGGCCAAUUGCUCAAUCAGACCACAAAGCUGUUGGCAGGCAAGGCUGUGGAAACAUCAGGUGGACUCCUAAUUUGUCUUACACCCAAAGCUGCUGUUGAAUUUUGCAACGAUUUUGAAUUGGCUACGAAUGGAGAGCAAAAAGCAUUUAUUGUUGGAGAGGUUGUUGCAACAGAAAAAUCCGCAGCAGCUUUGGCAGAUAAUACUGAGCAGAUCGAGGUUACAUUAUAAAAAAUUGUCAUGGCUACAGUUGAAAUGUAUCAGUUUGUAUAUUCAACUUAUGACUAUUAUUUCAUAAAAGCAAAUAAGCUGGGAAAUAAUACGAAUUGUGUUGUAUAUCUAUAUAACAUAUUUGAUAAUCAUUUUGAUGUAUUUAAGCUGUAACAUACAUUAUUUUAUAUACAUAUAUUCUCAG
Molecule: messenger RNA, 1344 nt
Organism: Drosophila busckii
Lineage: Eukaryota; Metazoa; Arthropoda; Insecta; Diptera; Drosophilidae
Gene: Sps2
Product: selenide, water dikinase 2
Exons: 4
Biological process (GO): L-selenocysteine biosynthetic process
Cellular component (GO): cytoplasm
Molecular function (GO): ATP binding; selenide, water dikinase activity
Source: RefSeq, a predicted model, not a curated record